Messenger RNA from Pisolithus orientalis, 761 nucleotides. RefSeq lists its product as uncharacterized. The record is from RefSeq and is a predicted model, not a curated record. NCBI's taxonomy places the organism in Eukaryota, Fungi, Basidiomycota, Agaricomycetes, Boletales, Pisolithaceae. The transcript is spliced from 2 exons. Bases 189 to 674 code for a protein of 161 amino acids.
AUCACCGUGAUCUUUUUCAGGAGCUCGCCAAUUUCGGCACUGCAUCGAAGUUUAGCCAUAUUCAAAGGUUUACUCUCAGUUUUGCGUCCGACGUUAAAGAUGGGAAUGCGCUCUGUCAGGAAUUUUGGGGGGUGCGGGAUGUUAGUCUGCGUGCAAAUACUAUACGUGGACUUUCUUGACCGAAUGACAUGCGCGCCCGCGUACAACUACAUCGGCCAUCGCGACCUCCCACUGCUUGUUGUCAAUUCUUUCGAAGUCAUGACAGCGCUCCUGCAGCUAGAUUCCAUUCGAUCACUACUAUGACCUCAUUCCUCGUGGUAGCUUAUGAACCACAAGAUAUUUGUAGAGAUCAGCGAUACACUAUUUCCUUGCGCUGGCACGUCUGCUGGCCUCUUCAUACGCCAAUGCCAACGCCGACACGCAGACCACCAAGUUACGAGUGCAUGCCGCACCCUUUUACUUUUCAAAGUGGCUCGCCAUGCCGCCAUUACGAUCCCGAACCGAGAGCAGACUACACGAUGUUCAUCCAACAGGUGAAUACUAGUCUAGCCUUUGCCGCAUCAGGAUUCCCGCAGGAUAUUUGUGCCACGUAUCGUGAGCAGGUUGUAUGCUCGGUCCCGAAUGAUCCCGUUUUGCGUGGCAUGACCAAUACCCCAGGUGGUGGUUGGCUGUGAACAGGAAAGGAAUAACCAGAGGCAUUUGCGGAGAAUGCAGUACCUGGAGCCGGUGCUUCAAUCAACGCUACUUGAACCUAUUGUCCG